CUCUCUCUCUCUCUCUCUAAAUCAUCAAAGCUAGGUUUCAUCAUCUUCAUCAAGUUCAAUUGGAUAUGGAUUUUGAACCCAAUACCGACCUAACUCUAGACAUAACUUUUGAACUUUAUCGUCCUCAUUCUAAUUCGCCUUCAUCUUCUUCAUCUUCAUCAUCCACUCAGCCGGCGAAUCCAACCAUGGAGGGUAGGAUCUUCUCUUGCAGUUAUUGUCAGAGAAAGUUCUACAGUUCUCAAGCUCUUGGUGGCCACCAAAAUGCCCACAAGCUGGAAAGAACCCUGGCGAAGAAAAACAGGGAAAUCAGUAGGCCCCACACCAGCUCCGUCGACUUGCCGCCGACAACUGUUAGGUUUUCAGGUGGCCGGAGUUACACCGGCAACAACUUCAUGACGGGGAUGCAGGAAGGUCGUGUUCAAGAAGGAAUAGGGAACCACCUUGAUUUAUCCUUGAGGCUUUAAUUAAUU
Impatiens glandulifera is the source of this 470-nucleotide messenger RNA. RefSeq names its product zinc finger protein 2-like. Bases 66 to 464 code for a protein of 132 amino acids. The record is from RefSeq and is a predicted model, not a curated record. The transcript has a single exon. Lineage: Eukaryota; Viridiplantae; Streptophyta; Magnoliopsida; Ericales; Balsaminaceae. Gene Ontology annotation, biological process: negative regulation of abscisic acid-activated signaling pathway.